GCUAGUACUUGAUGCUACCAACUUAAUGGGUGCCAUUCCAACAUCAAUUUUUAAUAUCUCAUCACUUGUGACAUUGUCGCUUUUGGGAAAUAACUUCUCAAGCAAUCUUCCAUCAAAUAUAGGGCUUUGGCUACCCAAUCUUCGUGGCCUCUCACUUGCAGUAAAUAAACUCACUGGAAUUAUUCCCGAGUCAAUCUCAAAUGCUUCUAAACUUACUCUUUUAGACCUCAAUAGCAAUGCAUUUACAGGUUCAAUUCCAAAAAUGCUUGGCAAUUUACAACUACUCAAAAUUCUCAACUUCGUAAACAACAAUUUGACAAGUGGAUCAUCUGCUUCCUCUCCAGAAAUGAGCUUCCUCACUUCCUUGGCAAAUUGCAAACAUUUAAAAUAUUUGUUCAUAAAUCAAAAUCCUUUAGAUGGCGUUCUUCCAACAACCAUUGGAAAUUUCUCUGCUUCCCUUGAGAACAUUCAGGCAGAUUAUUGUGGAAUCAGAGGCAACAUUCCUAGUGAAAUUGGUAAUGUAAGCAAUUUGGCAUUCUUGUCUCUGCAACAAAAUGGUUUAACCGGAUUCAUUCCCUCCACAAUCAAAGCGUUAGGAAAGCUUCAAAUAUUGCAUCUUUCCAACAACAAACUACAAGGGGCCAUUCCAGAUGAUAUAUGCCAACUUAAGAACAUGGGUGAUCUACGAUUGAACCAAAAUGAACUUUUUGGAUUGAUUCCUGAAUGCUUAGGGAAUAUUACAUCCCUAAGGUAUCUCUACCUCAAUUCCAACAAACUAACUUUCGUCAUACCUACAAAGUUGGGCAAUCUUAAAGAUAUCUUGGAAAUUAACUUGUCCUCGAAUUCUUUAAAUGGCAAUCUACCACCACAACUUGGGAGUUUCAAAGUUGCAAUACUAAUAGAUUUUUCAAUGAACCAAUUCACAGGCAAUAUCCCAAGUACAAUUAUAGGUUUGCAAAACUUGGUUACUCUUUCAUUGGCGCACAACAAGUUACAAGGAUCUAUACCUGACUCAUUUGAUAGCAUGGUGAGCUUGGAAUUCUUAGAUCUAUCCUGUAAUGAUCUCUCCAAUGUAAUCCCCAAGUCCUUAGAGACAUUGUCUCAUCUUUCAUAUCUCAACGUUUCUUUCAAUAAGUUAAGAGGACAAAUUCCAAAUGGGGGACCUUUUGCAAACUUCACUGUUCAAUCUUUCAUGUCGAAUGAAGCAUUAUGCGGUGCACCAAAGUUUCAAGUCCCGCCAUGCCAUACUAGUUCCUUUCAUCAUCUGAGGAAAAAAAGAGUGGCUCUAGCUUUAUAUAUUUUGUUACCUAUUGCAUCCAUACUACUUGCUAUGACCUUUGUGUUCUUGUUCAUAAAAUGUCGAAGAAGAAAUAAAACUCCAUCCAAUGUUGAUCUCUUACCAACAAUAACACCUCCAAGAAUCACAUACCAACAGCUUUUCCAAGCAACUAAUGGGUUUAAUGAGAGCAACUUGCUUGGUAUGGGGAGUUUUGGUUCUGUCUACAAAGCUAUCCUUGAAGAUACCACAAUUUUGGCUAUAAAGGUAUUCAACUUGCAAGUAGAAGGUGCAUUCAAGAGUUUUGAUGUAGAAUGCGAGAUAAUGCGACACAUUCGUCAUCGCAAUCUUACUAAGGUCAUUAGUAGUUGCUCGAAUCUUGAUUUCAAAGCUCUAGUACUUGAGUAUAUGCCUAAUGGGAGUCUUGAAAAGUGGUUGUAUUCUUAUAACUAUUUCUUAGAUAUGUUGCAGAGAUUAGACAUAAUGAUAGAUAUUGCAUGUGCUUUGGAGUAUCUUCACCAUGAUUAUUCAAUGCCUUUGGUUCACUGUGAUUUGAAGCCCAACAACAUCCUACUAGAUGAUGAUAUGGUUGCACAUGUGAGUGAUUUUGGUAUUGCAAAGUUAUUAGAUUUGGGGGAGAGCGUCACACAUACAAAGACCAUAGCAACAUUUGGGUAUAUUGCACCAGAGUUUGGAUUGGAAGGAUUAGUAUCCAUAAGCUGUGAUGUUUAUAGUUAUGGAAUCUUGCUUAUGGAAACAUUCACAAGAGUGAAGCCCACUGAUGAAAUGUUUUUUGAAGACAUGACAAUGAAACGUUGGAUAAGGGAGUCACUACCAAAUGCAAUCUCUGAUGUUAUAGAUGCUAACUUGUUUAAGCUAGAGGAAGAACACCUCACUACAAUUGUAUUGCAGUGUGUAUCAUCCAUCAUGGAAUUGGCUUUGAGUUGCACUGCAGAGUCACCCGAGGAGAGGAUUAACAUGAAAGAUGUUCUUGCAACACUCAAAAAAGUUAAACUUUGGUAUCUAGCAAAUUGUGGAAGGGGUUAAAAGAUGAAAAGUUGGAACUUCAGUAUCUAGCUAAUGGCAACAUUCAAAAAAGUUAGCCAGAUGCAUCUGUAGCUAGUAGUGAUUACGUAGUACUUGAAUUACUUAUUUUGUAUGCUUUGUAUUUUUUUUUUUUGGAAACCUAUAUAUAUGGUUACAGUAUGCA
Messenger RNA from Camellia sinensis, 2486 nucleotides. RefSeq lists its product as uncharacterized. Gene Ontology annotation, biological process: protein phosphorylation. The record is from RefSeq and is a predicted model, not a curated record. Gene Ontology annotation, molecular function: protein kinase activity; protein binding; ATP binding. Lineage: Eukaryota; Viridiplantae; Streptophyta; Magnoliopsida; Ericales; Theaceae.